Molecule: messenger RNA, 414 nt
Organism: Amoebophrya sp. A120
Lineage: Eukaryota; Dinophyceae; Syndiniales; Amoebophryaceae
Source: the annotation of a GenBank genome assembly
AUGAUAAUUUACGAAAGUAGAUUCUUUGAGCAUGAAAAUACGAACGUAAUAAGCAUGACAUCUAGUGAUCACGACCUGCUUCUGACAGAACUCAAGAUAGGACCGAAUCUACUAGAACUUGCAGACUGGUGGGAAUGCGAGCCGCCGCUGACCUUUGAAGACGAAAACCGGAUCAAGUUCCUGAUGGACGAAGCGAGAGAUGAGGACUGGAUAAGAUACCGGGCGGCGGCCGAGGAGAGAGCAAGUAGUUUAUUCCGAAAGAUUGAUCUUAGCGGGGCGACGGGAGCCAAAGAGGACUACUGGACACAGAAGAUUCUUGCGCCUGACGACUGGGUGCCGGGAGCGGUGAUUAGCGUUGACGUGGCUGACGACACGCUCGUGAGGAUCCGGGAUAGUAUUCGGUCUGCCUUCUGA